Molecule: messenger RNA, 716 nt
Organism: Galeopterus variegatus (Sunda flying lemur)
Lineage: Eukaryota; Metazoa; Chordata; Mammalia; Dermoptera; Cynocephalidae
Gene: CHCHD10
Product: coiled-coil-helix-coiled-coil-helix domain containing 10
Exons: 4
Coding region: 90-512 (140 amino acids)
Biological process (GO): mitochondrion organization
Cellular component (GO): mitochondrion; nucleus
Source: RefSeq, a predicted model, not a curated record
UGACAAGCGUUGCUGCGUUUGUCCCCAGACAGAACAGCCGCUACCGUUGUCGUCUCUGACUCAGCUCGGCUGCGUCCACCGCCGCCACCAUGCCUCGGGGGAGUCGCAGCGCGGCCGCCCGGCCAGCCAGCCGCCCCGCCGCACCCUCUGCUCACCUGCCAGCGCACGCACCGCCCUCGGCAGCCGCCCCAGCCCCAUCGGGCCAGCCGGGCCUCAUGGCACAGAUGGCAACCACGGCCGCUGGGGUAGCCGUGGGCUCAGCUGUGGGACACGUCAUGGGCAGUGCCCUGACUGGGGCCUUCAGCGGGGGAAGCUCCGAGCCCACCCAGCCUGCUGCCCAGCAGGCCCCUGCCCGCACUGCCCCCCAGCCCAUGCAGAUGGGGCCCUGCGCCUACGAGAUCAAGCAGUUCCUGGACUGCUCGACUACUCAGAGUGACCUGACCCUGUGUGAGGGCUUCAGCGAGGUCCUGAAGCAGUGCAAGUACAACCACGGUCUGAGCUCCCUGCCCUGAAAAGGCUGGUGUAGACUCAUGGGCAAGCUCCGAGAUGACUCCUGAGCCACAGCCCUGCACCCACCUCCACCCCCUCACCGACAGCAGGACCAUGAUGCCAGAUUGUUCCUGUGUAGCUGGGAUUGGGAGUGAGGAGGGGUUUUCUAACCCCACAGAUAACCCGAGACACAGAUGUGCAAUGAAAGGAGUAUAUUUUAGACCACA